Molecule: messenger RNA, 12521 nt
Organism: Cavia porcellus (domestic guinea pig)
Lineage: Eukaryota; Metazoa; Chordata; Mammalia; Rodentia; Caviidae
Gene: Baz2b
Product: bromodomain adjacent to zinc finger domain 2B
Exons: 37
Coding region: 4578-11228 (2216 amino acids)
Cellular component (GO): chromatin
Molecular function (GO): protein binding; DNA binding
Source: RefSeq, a predicted model, not a curated record
UUGUCUUUUUCAUUUUUAUCAGUACUGGGGAUCAAACUCACGACCAAGGCAGGUGCUUAUGCCGCUGGGCUAAACACCCAGCCCCAUGAAUAGGUUUUCUAUUUUGUUUUCUGAAGUAAACAAUUACAAGGCUAUUAUUGUUACUGUUUUAUUUAUUUUCUAACUUUUUGAAUGAAUAUAAUAAGAGUACUUAGCAUUUUGGGUGGCCAAGGGGAGACCCAUCCAACUAUAAUGAAACAGGAAAAUAAUAAGUUCAAAGCCAGACUGGGCAAUUUAUACAGUUCUAACAUUUGAGUUAGGAAAUGUUAGCGACAGAGAUAGGAAAUUCAGAGAUAACCAAUUUCAGUGGUUACACAUUGAAAGAGUUCAUUUAAUGGUUAUAUCAUAGUAUGUGUCAUUCUUGUACAGCGAGUUACAAUAUGGAUCAAACUAUAUUGGAUACAGCUAUGAUUUAAUUUUAGUUACUUCAGUUCUGAUAAUAGUUUACAAAAUUGGGUUUUUGGUGGUGUUCUUUUGGCAAGCUCGAAAACAGAAUAAUAACAAGGUUUGGUUAAAUAUAAGUUGAUUUUAUACCAUCCAUAUAUUAUUAUGGGUAAUUGGAAAAUUGUAUACAUCAUGAUGGAUAAUAAUUGAAAAAAUGGCCUCUAGCUCACAUAACACAGUCUUGAUAAAUAAUCUGAUAUGUUGAACAAAUGAGCUAUUAUACAUAUAUACAGAAGUUUAUUUCAGUACUGAGGUUUGAAUCCAGGGACUCGUACACGCAAGUGUUCUACCAGUGAGGUUCACCUCCGUCUCUUUUCUUCUUAUGGUCCAAGACUAUAAAUUGCCCAGCCUGGCCUUGAACUUAUUAUUUUCCUGCUUCAGCCUCCCAAACAUCUGGGAUUACAGGCUUAUAGCACCAUGGCCAGCCAGCAAUUUAUUAAUGCUUUAUAUUAAGUUAAUGUGUAUUUAGAAUGUUUGCUACAUGUUGAGCAUUUUAUUAUUCACAAGUAAUAAUAUAGAAAAUGAAUCCCCAGAUCUCAUAAUGAAGACCCUAAAAUAAUUAGAGAAUGCUACAACAUAAAUUAUAUAUAGAGAGAUUUUAUGAUACCAAAUAGGCUCUGAAAGGUAACAUCUUGGAAGUAACUGAAAAUGAGAUGCAGGAGUCAAUGAGAAAGGACAUAAAAAUAAUCUGGAAGAUAAGAGUACUUAGCAUUUUUGGAGGCAGAGUGGAGACCCAUCCAACUAUAAUGAAGAUUUAACUUACAUUUUAAAAUUUUAGUGCUCAAUCCAGAUACAUGUCAGUUGACAUGCUACCAUGGUGGACUUUGUUUUUUCUUAUGUGAUAUAAUGGUAUAUAGAAAAUCUCUUAACUUUACUCUUUCCCCUUCAACAGUAACACAAACAAAAAAAUGGUCUAAGAUACGUGAAUGAGAAUGUCAAUUGGUACAAAAUGAAGGUGAAGACAAAGUCAGAUUUCUCUACCCUAGUUACAUAUGCCAAACUGAGAAGGAAUAAAAUUCAUCAUAUAUUGGUUUCCCAGGCAGUUGGUAAAUUGUGCAAGAUCGUAACUCACCAAUGAAAGAGGAACUCUUUUUAGUAAAAGAGAAGCCCAUUUAAGUAUCUGAGCUUGUGUAUUAGUAUCUUCUCUUUGCCUGCUCUGGAACCAUUUAUUCUCUGUGUGCCUUUUGUGUAUACUUAUAUAGAAGACCCUAAAUUUAGAAAAUGGAAUCAAAAUUUGGGAUGUGAAAAUGGAUGUGGAUUAAGCAGAAGAUCCUGGGAAUUGUUAGUGUAUGAUUAAAACACCCAGAUACAAAAAAAAAAUUGCAGAAUUUCUGGCUUAGUCUCCAGGAAGUCUUUCGUUACAAUAUGACUAUAGCUUGCACUGUGGAAAUGUUAAAAGAAAUUGUCACAUGAAAUUUUUAUGCUGAUUUUAGUAACAAUGAAGAGAAAACUAUCAUAUUGUCUGUCCAGUUUUGCAUUAUUGAGAAGUAUAAAAGAAAUUUCUUUUCUGAGUUCUACUAAAGGCUUUGGAACUUUUUGUAAAAUAACAUCAUAUGAAGAAAGAGAAUUUUGUAAUUUGAUCUUGUACCCACUUUCCUUUGACUACUAGGUAGCUCAAAGAUGAACCACCCACAUUGUAAUUUAUGCAGGAUCUUACAACAGGUUUUUCUGUUUCAACUUUGUUUCAUUUUUUCCCCUUGCUGAUCUCUUAAUUUUAUUCUUACUAAUUUCCUACUUUUUCUAUACCCCCUUUUUAUUCAUAUUAAUUUAUAUUUUUAAAAAUUCUGUUCUACUAGUCCUAAUUGCAUAAGCCAUUUUGAACUAUGUUGGGAUAAUGUGAAAUAUAAAAAAAUAUGUAUUGAAACUAAAAGCUAACAAAUAAAAGUAGAAACUUUUUCUUCCUCUUGUCCCUUCCCCUGCCAGCUUGCUUCAUGUUGCACAUAUUUUUAAGUAUUGGUGGAGUAAUAUCUCUGAUUUCAUAAACUUGCCAAGAAGCAGAGGAAUCCUUCCUGAAGAUGUUUGCUUAGCUAGAAUCACUAGUUACAGUCUGUUGUGUUGAAUGUGUUCUAUAGAAGAUUGCCUGACUGAGAUAAGUAUGGCAGAAAUAUACCCUAGAGGAGCAAAAGUUGCCUUUUCCUCAUUUAGCAGCUCAAAAAGUGAGUCUAACUCAUAGUGUAUAAUAUAUAUUACCCUUCCCUUUUGACUGAACUAUAAAUUCUUGAUAUGAAAACUUGACUGUCAAUAAAAGCCACCUGUAAUGAAAUACCAGAUUUAUAUUUUCUAUCUCUUUACAUUUCUCUUUAUCCAUUCUAUAAAUGAACCAGCAUGGAAAACAAAGAUACUUGUGGAUCUUUGUAGUAAUUCAGAUAAUGACAUAGUCACGGCUACCUAUGUGUAGAAAUUACAUUUGAAAUUUUCCAAUAAGGGGUAUGUUUUAUAUCCUAGGUAACUGAAUAUUGAAAUUAUUUAGUUUAACUAGGAAAUUUAUCUGGAACUUUUCACUCCUUAAUCAUUCUUUUCUGAAAAUCCACUGUAUUUCAUGUGUAUUGUAGUAAAGGUGUGAUUAAUAAUAUUAGGGGACUUAUGUUAAUGUGAUUCAAUAUUGAAUACAUGCUACUUUGAAAUACCAUUAGGUGUUUGUAGUGAAAUUCUGUAUCCUUGGCAUAGUCUUACCUGCUUGGGUUUUCUUUUUUGCUGUUAUUGAUUUUAUUGUCAUUCUGUUUUACUGCGUUCAGAACAUUAGAACUUUAUUCUGCGAACUGAGCAAGCGUAAUUUAAGCAAUAUGGUUUUAAUAUUUUGAUAUGAUUACACCAUAGUAAAAUGUCUUUAAAAGCUCUUUGCAUUAAAUUUAAAUUAUACUAUGUUCCUAAUAGGACAUAAAUGCAUGAUCUUUGAAAUAAACAUAGAACUUUUAAGAUAAACAAGUUUUAUAGAUCUACAAAAAUCUAGAUAUUUUAUAGUAGUGACUAUCAUUUUGAUGGAGUUAGGUUUUUUGUUUUAUUUGCUUAAUUACUGUAAAUUAACUCUGAUUCCCCUAUAUUAGCAAUUUCAGAAAGCAAAACAGGAGCAACUUGGGGGAAGGGAAACUAAGGCUGAGGAGACUUAAUUUUCAAGUUAACAAUUUUUUAAAUGCUCACAGUUAAGUAUAUAUUUUAAAUUAUAUUUUCUUUUAGAAAUACAACCUUGAAAUAUUGUAGGGUAUAACUUCAACUUAUGUAAAAUGAUUCAUAGGAUUGUUUUCAAAGAUUAAAUUCUCCAUAAAAUUCUGAAGUAGUUAUUUUGCAGUUAUGCCUUAACAAUUUUAAUCUUAGUCUUUUAUUAAGACUCAGACCUUUUUUUAUCUACUUUCUUGAAGCAAUUGAAAUUUAGACUUUUCUUUACCAGAAUUUUGAACAAAUAUCUUUACUUUUUAAAAAAAUGUUAGCAUUGUCUUGUUUGUACAGUUUAUUUUCUGAAAGUAAUCUUUGAAGCCUGCUUAAACUGUAUCAGUUUUCAAGCCUUCCUUCUUUAAACUGUGAGUUUGUGUUUCUCAGGAAUAAAGCCUCCUUUAAAAAAAAGAAAGAAUUUCUCCCUUUGUUAAUUUUGAUGUUAAUAAAAUUACAGAAAGAAUGAUUACUUGAGCCCUCUUGAGCCGGCAGCCUUACCUGGCUUAGUUUUGUCACGUGAGCAUUCAUUUACUGGUGAUCUAAGUGCUCCACCUGCCUUUCAGUUUGUUUACCAGGAAAUCAAGAUGUGUAAACUGCAGGAAGUACUAUUUGACCCUCUCCGACAGUAUCUCAUUACAAUAAUUGCUAAUCUCUGAAUAAGACAGCCAUGUUUUGUGAGUAACAGAGAGAGAGGGGUUGUGUUAGGUAGAUUUUAGGUGUUUAAACAAAUAGAGCAUUGUAAAUGCUAACUUGGAUUAUGCUUUCAUUAUAGCUUUUGAUAAAAGACAUAUGGUGACCUUUGGGGUCAGCAAAGCUAGGACACAAUAGUGGGUAUUCUUUCAUGGCUUUUAACUGAAAAAUAUCACGGCUUGUUGUUUUGGAGUGCUGUCACUGCUCUGAAUCGAAAGGAUAAUGGCUACUUCCUGAUUAAACCCACUCUCCACAAUAUGGAGUCGGGAGAACGGUUGCCAUCUUCAACAGCCUCCUCUACUAUACCAACUUCAUCUUCUACACCCUCUGUGGCCUCAGCAGUUUCAAAAGGCGGCCUUUCUACUGGAGCUUCUUCACUUAGCUCUGCAAUCAACCCAUGUGGACAUAUAUUCAGAGCAGCUGGGGAUCAACCGUUUAACCUGUCCACAGUGUCGAGUGCCUUCCCAAUGGUCAGCCACCCAGUCUUUGGUCUACAUUCAGCCAGCUCAGGGCAUUCAGAAUUUGGUGGUUUGGGGACACUUGGUACACCCACAGCCUUAGCCGCACAUCCCCAACUAGCAUCUUUUCCAGGUGCAGAAUGGUGGCGAACAGCAGAUGCUCAUACUCGUACUGGAGCACCCUUCUUUCCACCGUUACUGGGAAUUCCACCAUUGUUUGCUCCUCCGCCCCAGAAUCAUGAUUCUUCUUCAUUCACUUCAAGGACUUCAGGAAAAAGUAAUCGAAAUGGUCCUGAAAAAGGUGUAAAUGGAUCAAUUAAUGGAAACAGCACAUCAUCUGUAAUUGGUGCCAACACAUCGGUACUGUCCACUACUGCUUCAAAUUCCAUGGGACAGACUAAAAGUACAAGCUCAAGUGGAGGAAAUCGAAAAUGUAAUCAGGAACAAAGCAAAAACCAACCUUUGGAUUGUAGAGCUGACAAAAACAAAGAUAAGAAACCAAGGAAGAAGGCUGUGGAAAGUUCUAGCAACAGUGAUAGUGAUUCAGGCACAUCGUCAGACACCUCAAGUGAAGGUAUCAGUAGUAGUGACUCAGAUGAUCUAGAAGAGGAUGAAGAGGAAGAGGAUCAAAGUAUUGAAGAAAGUGAAGAUGAUGAUUCUGAUUCAGAGAGUGAAGCACAACAUAAAAGUAACAACCAGGUGCUAUUACAUGGUAUUUCAGAUUCAAAAGCAGAUGGACAGAAAGCAACUGAAAAAACCCAGGAAAAAAGAAUACACCAGCCAUUACCUCUUGUGUCUGAACCCCAGACUCACUCAUCAUUCCAAUCCCAGCAGAAGCAGCCUCAGGUUUUAUCACAGCAGCUUCCAUUUAUUUUCCAAAGCUCUCAGGCAAAGGAGGAAUCUGUGAACAAACACACCAGUGUAAUACAGUCUACGGGAUUGGUGUCCAAUGUGAAACCAUUAUCUUUGGUAAAUCAAGCCAAAAAGGAACCUUAUAUGAAACUCAUAGUUCCAUCUCCUGAUAUACUUAAAGCAGGGAAUAAAAAUACCUCUGAAGAAUCUACUUCUUUGACCAGUGAAUUGCGAUUAAAACGGGAACAAUAUAAACAGGCAUUUCCAUCACAGUUAAAGAAACAGGAAUCAUCUAAGAGCCUAAAGAAGGUUAUUGCAGCUUUGUCAAAUUCAAAAGCAACCUCUGUCUCACCAGCGCAUCCAAAACAACCAGUAGAAAACAGCCACCCUAAUCCAUUUUUGACAAACGCACUUUUAAGUAAUCACCAACCAAAUGGAGUUAUUCAAAGUGUCAUUCAAGAAGCUCCUUUAGCACUUACAACCAAAACUAAAAUACCGAGUCAGAUUAAUGAAAGUGCUGUGACUGCAGGUAGUACCCCUUUUUCCUCACCUGUAAAUUUGAGUACAAGUGGGAGAAGAACCCCUGGCAGCCAGACACCUGUGCUGCCCUCGGCCUCUCCCAUACUGCAUAGUCAAGGGAAAGAAAAAGCAGUUAGCAAUAAUGUAAACACAUUAAAAACACAGCAUCACUCCCAUCCUGUACAACCUUUGGUGGAACAAUUUAGAGGAACAGAUUCAGACAUUCCCAGUAGUAAAGAUUCUGAAGAUUCAAAUGAGGAUGAAGAGGAAGAUGAGGAGGAAGAAGAUGAAGAUGAUGAUGAAGAUGAUGAAUCUGAUGACAGUCAAUCAGAAUCAGAUAGUAAUUCAGAAUCAGAUACAGAAGGAUCAGAAGAAGAAGAUGAUGAUGAUAAAGACCAAGAUGAAUCAGAUAGUGAUACUGAAGGAGAGAAAACUUCAAUAAAACUGAAUAAAACUACUUCCUCUGUCAAGAGCCCUUCCAUCAGUCUUACAGCUCACUCAACACCUCGUAACAUCCACAUAGGAAAAGCCCCAGGCUCUGCUCCUGCUGCCUUAUGUUCUGAAUCUCAGUCACCUGCUUUUCUUGGCACAUCUUCUUCCACACUUACUUCCAGUCCACACUCUGGCACUUCCAAAAGAAGAAGAGUAACAGAUGAACGUGAACUGCGUAUUCCUUUGGAAUAUGGCUGGCAGAGAGAGACAAGAAUAAGAAACUUUGGAGGGCGCCUUCAAGGAGAAGUAGCAUAUUAUGCUCCAUGUGGAAAGAAACUUAGACAGUACCCUGAAGUAAUAAAGUAUCUCAGCAGAAAUGGAAUAAUGGAUAUCUCAAGGGACAAUUUCAGCUUCAGUGCAAAAAUAAGAGUGGGUGACUUCUAUGAAGCCAGAGAUGGACCGCAGGGAAUGCAGUGGUGUCUUUUGAAAGAAGAGGAUGUCAUUCCUCGUAUCAGGGCAAUGGAGGGUCGUAGAGGAAGACCACCAAACCCAGAUAGACAGCGAGCAAGAGAUGAAUCCAGGAUGAAACGUCGCAAGGGUCGACCUCCAAAUGUUGGCAGUGCUGAAUUCCUAGACAACACAGAUGCCAAAUUGUUAAGAAAACUGCAAGCUCAAGAAAUAGCCAGGCAAGCAGCACAAAUAAAGCUUCUGAGAAAACUGCAAAAGCAGGAACAGGCUCGAGUUGCCAAAGAAGCUAAAAAACAACAAGCAAUAAUGGCUGCUGAGGAAAAACGAAAACAAAAAGAACAGAUAAAGAUUAUGAAACAACAGGAAAAAAUUAAGAGAAUACAGCAAAUUAGAAUGGAAAAAGAACUUCGAGCACAGCAAAUUCUAGAGGCUAAAAAGAAAAAGAAAGAAGAAGCGGCAAAUGCUAAAUUAUUGGAGGCCGAGAAACGAAUAAAGGAAAAAGAAAUGAGAAGACAACAAGCUGUUCUUCUGAAGCAUCAGGAGUUGGAGAGGCAUAGACUAGAUAUGGUAUGGGAACGAGAACGAAGAAGACAACACAUGAUGCUUAUGAAAGCUAUGGAAGCUCGUAAAAAAGCAGAAGAAAAAGAACGGUUGAAGCAAGAAAAACGUGAUGAAAAAAGAUUAAAUAAAGAACGUAAAUUAGAGCAACGAAGAUUAGAAUUAGAAAUGGCAAAGGAACUAAAGAAGCCUAAUGAAGACAUGUGCUUAGCAGACCAAAAGCCUUUGCCAGAUUUGCCUCGUAUUCCAGGACUUGUUCUCUCCGGGAGUACAUUUUCAGACUGUCUCAUGGUGGUGCAGUUCUUACAAAACUUUGGUAAAGUUUUGGGCUUUGACGUGAAUAUUGACGUUCCAAACCUGAGUGUUCUUCAAGAGGGAUUACUAAAUAUAGGGGACAGCAUGGGUGAAGUACAAGACUUGCUUGUAAGGCUCCUCUCAGCUGCUGUAUGUGAUCCAGGUCUAAUUACAGGAUUGAAGGCUAAAACAGCUCUGGGAGAACAUUUGCUAAAUGUUGGUGUGAAUCGCGACAAUGUUUCCGAGAUUUUGCAGAUUUUUAUGGAAGCCAACUGUGGACAAACUGAGCUUACUGAAAGCCUGAAGACCAAAGCUUUUCAGGCUCACACUCCAGCCCAAAAAGCUUCAAUCCUGGCUUUCCUGAUUAAUGAACUGGCAUGUAGCAAGAGUGUAGUGAGUGAAAUUGACAAGAACAUCGAUUACAUGUCAAAUUUAAGGAGAGAUAAAUGGGUAGUAGAGGGCAAACUCCGCAAGCUCAGAAUCAUUCAUGCAAAGAAAACAGGUAAAAGAGAUGCUUCCGGUGGUCUUGAUCUUGGAGAAGAGCAACAUCCCUUGGGCACCCCUACUCCAGGCCGCAAGCGGAGAAGGAAGGGAGGAGACAGUGACUAUGAUGAUGAUGAUGAUGAUGAUAGUGAUGACCAAGCUGAUGAAGAUGAUGAGGAUGAUGAUGAUAAAGAUGACAAAAAAGGAAAGAAGACUGAUAUCUGUGAAGAUGAGGAUGAAGGCGACCAAGCAGCAAGUGUUGAAGAACUAGAAAAACAGAUUGAAAAACUCAGUAAACAACAGAGUCAGUACAGAAGGAAGCUUUUUGAUGCCUCUCAUUCCUUACGUUCAAUGAUGUUCGGCCAGGAUCGUUACAGACGCCGAUACUGGAUUCUUCCCCAAUGUGGAGGGAUUUUUGUAGAAGGCAUGGAAAGUGGUGAAGGACUAGAGGAAAUUGCAAAAGAAAGAGAAAAACUUAAAAAUUCAGAAAGUAUCCAGAUCAAAGAAGAAAUGUUUGAGACUUCUGGGGACCCUUUAAAUUGUUCAAAUACAGAUUACUGUGAACAAAAGGAUGAUCAUAAAGAAAAAGAUAACACAAACCUUUUUCUUCAGAAACCUGGUUCUUUUUCCAAAUUAAGCAAGCUGUUGGAAGUAGCUAAGAUGUCUCCUGAGUCAGAUGUUAUGACCCCCAAACCAAAUGUUAGUACAAAUGGAUGCACACUGUCUUAUCAAAACAGUGGAAAACAUUCGUUGGGCAGCAUUCCAUCAACAGCAACACAAAACAACUUGGAAAAGACAGACUCUCAUCUGUUUAACAAUGGCUCAAGUGUUCCAGGGAAGUUCUACAGUCCUCUCCCCAAUGACCAGUUAUUAAAAACACUGACUGAAAAGAAUAGACAGUGGUUUAGCCUUUUGCCAAGAACACCUUGUGAUGACACUUCACUUACCUAUACCGAUAUGUCAACUGCUUCUUUAGUGACUCCUCAGUCUCAGCCACCAUCUAAGUCACCUUCACCUGCCCCAGCACCUCUUUUAGGAUCAUCUUCUACACAGAAUCCAGUUGGUCUAAGUCCAUUUUCUUUAUCGUCUCUACAGAUGAAAAGUGGAGUAUCUAUGAUGGGACUUCAGUUUUGUGGGUGGCCCACUGGAGUGCUUACUUCCAAUAUUCCAUUUACAGCGCCUUUACCUAGUCUGGGAUCAGGGUUGGGGCUAUCCGAAGGAAAUGGUAAUUCAUUCUUGACUUCUGGUGUUACUUCAAUUAAAAGUGAAUCUCCAGUACCUCCAAAUGAAAAGGUCUCUUCAUGUCAGCCUGCACCUGUUGAAGUGGCAAAACCAGUAGAUUUUCCCAGCCCAAAACCUAUUCCAGAAGAAAUGCAGUUUGGUUGGUGGAGAAUUAUUGACCCAGAGGACCUAAAAACUUUGCUUAAAGUGCUACAUCUCAGAGGAAUAAGAGAAAAAGCAUUACAAAAACAAAUUCAGAAACAUUUGGAUUAUAUUACUCAAGCCUGUAUCAAGAAUAAAGAUGUUGCUAUUAUUGAAUUAAAUGAAAAUGAAGAACAUCAGGUAACUCGAGACAUUGUAGAGAACUGGUCAGUAGAAGAGCAAGCGAUGGAAAUGGAUUUGAGUCUCCUUCAACAGGUAGAAGAUCUAGAAAGGAGAGUUGCAUCAGCAAGUUUGCAAGUAAAGGGUUGGAUGUGUCCAGAGCCUGCAUCAGAAAGGGAGGACUUGGUAUAUUUUGAACAUAAGUCAUUUACUAAAUUGUGCAAGGAACAUGAUGGAGAAUUUACUGGCGAAGAAGAAAAUAGUGUAUAUGCACUAGAACGGAAGAAUGACAACCCCCUAGAUAUAGCUGUAACCAGGCUGGCUGAUUUGGAGCGGAACAUUGAAAGAAGGUAUCUGAAGAGCCCCUUAAGUACCACCAUUCAGAUCAAACUGGAUAAUGUGGGCACAGUUACUGUCCCUGCUCCUGCACCAUCCGUUAGUGGUGAUGGUGACGGAAUUGAAGAGGAUAUUGCUCCAGGGCUCAGGGUAUGGAGAAGGGCAUUAUCAGAAGCUCGCAGUGCUGCACAGGUAGCUCUGUGCAUUCAGCAAUUACAGAAAUCAAUAGCAUGGGAAAAAUCAAUUAUGAAAGUUUACUGCCAAAUCUGUCGAAAAGGUGAUAAUGAAGAAUUGCUUCUCCUUUGUGAUGGCUGUGACAAAGGCUGUCAUACAUACUGCCAUAGACCCAAGAUUACAGCCAUACCAGAUGGGGACUGGUUUUGUCCAGCUUGCAUUGCUAAGGCAAGUGGUCAGACUAUAAAAAUUAAAAAACUGCAUAUCAAAGGCAAAAAGACUAAUGAGUCAAAGAAAGGCAAAAAAGUAACUUUAACAGGGGAUACUGAAGAUGAAGACUCUGCAUCCACAAGUAGUUCUCUAAAAAGAGGAAACAAAGAGCUCAAAAAAAGAAAAAUGGAGGAAAACACGUCUAUCAAUGUAUCAAAACAAGAAAGUUUCACUUCUGUUAAGAAAUCGAAAAGAGAUGACUCUAAGGACCUAACGCUUUGCAGUAUGAUCCUGAAUGAAAUGGAAACUCAUGAGGAUGCGUGGCCUUUUCUGCUUCCUGUAAACUUGAAACUUGUACCUGGCUAUAAGAAAGUUAUUAAGAAACCUAUGGAUUUUUCCACAAUUAGAGAGAAACUAAGUAAUGGACAAUACCCAAACCUUGAAACCUUUGCUGUAGAUGUCAGGCUCGUUUUUGACAACUGUGAAACAUUUAAUGAAGAUGAUUCUGAUAUAGGCCGAGCUGGCCACAGUAUGAGGAAGUAUUUUGAAAAAAAGUGGACAGAUACUUUCAAAGUGAGCUGAAGUUAUAAUCAUCUCCCCACCCCCCUUUUUAACAAGGACAAAUGAGACCAGCAAUGUGAACUGUAUUUACAUAAACGUGCAAGGCACAUACAUAAUGACUUUUUCCAUAAAAUAAGUAUCAAAAGUAUCUGAAGAAUGAUACCAUUUUUAAAGGCUUCACUCCUUUGACAACCAAGACCAUUGGUUAUUGGUUUGUGUGAUUUAUCUGCUAAUUUAGGUAGAACAGGGAAGCACACCCAAAGAAUUUUCAAAGGAAAGGGUGUUAUAGUGCAAUAGCAAUUAAAAUAUAUCAAAUCGCACUGAAUAUUCAACACCAGAGCUCUAAUAUGGGAAAUGGUUCUCCUUUCCCUCUCAAUAAAUAUCUAUUUUUCAUUUUUUUACUUUGUAGUUUAUUUUUUAGUGAAUGUAUUUAAUUUUAUGAAUUAUUUAUGAUUAAACCACACCCAGAAUCUUCGUUUUCUGUGAAAAGGAAGAACUAGAAAAUUGCUUUAAAUCUUGAAAAUACAACAAGGAAUGUUUUAAAAUAUAAAACAAAGCCAAGUUAAACUGUUUACACUGAUGUGCUAUAAAAGCACCAAAAAUAAACUUUACUGUAGAGUUUCAAGUACAUUUAUAUAUAUAUAUAUGUUGCUGCAUCACUUGUGUAGUUAAAUUGUAUUUCAAAACAGUGAAAAAAUUGACAUGUAUAUACUGUUCAUUAUUGUUUAUAUUAAGUCUUGUUUUAAAUAUGUACUAUGUGUAUAUAUUGUUUGAAGACAUUAUUGUUUAUGCCUUAGAAGGACUGUAGCAUUUUAUUUUAGUCUGAAGGUAAUUACAGCUAUACAUCUUGUACAGUAAUUAUCCUCUACCAACACUGUGGCGUCUCCUUAAUCUUGGUAGUGCCUGCCUUUGAAACAGGGUGUAGGGGAUAUUAGUUUUCCAUUUUUCUAUUUUGUUAUAUAAUUUUAAGCCACCAGGGCCUAAAUUAAAGUAUAAUCAUUUGUAUCCAUGUGGAAUAAAAUCGUGACAAUUUCCUACACACACAGUAUUUUUUCAUAGAGACAUUUCCUUCCCAUUUGCCUUGCCUCAGAAAUAAAUUUAAAAGACAUUUGUAACCACUGUGUUUUAUCUACUGUGUGUUGUGGCAGCCUGUUGGAGGCAAAUAGAUCAGAAUUUUUUUUGUACCUAUGUAAGAGUACUUGGAAGUUUUAUUUAAAAUAAAAUGUUGUGGAAAAAGGUAGCAUUCUUUUUUUAGGAGUGUUAUUUUUCACUACUAUGUGUGGCACGGAUACAAUAAAAGACUUUUACAAAUUA